CACUUUACUAUCCAUUAUACCGUUUCACCAGAAGCACCAUGGCUAUCUGCUGCAGAGCUUCGUUGGUCGCGUUUAUCUUUCUGGUCAUGGCCGGUACGGAAUCCUUAGCCCAGUUUCACGGUUCGCUAGCGCCGGACAACAGUUUCAACCUAGGCGGAAGUCAUCGUAUUGCUGGGAACAAUAACGAAAAUUUGCAAGCUAGCUUGGGCCUGGGUGGCAACACCAAUGGAGGUCCAGUUACAGGUGACUGGAAUGUCGAUUAUAACAGAGGACUCAACAGCGCCGGAAUAUUCGGUUCACACACGGUUCCUGGUCCGCAAAACACCGUCGGUGCUCGCGGUAACCUGAACCUGUUCAACGGUCAAAAGGAUCGACUGGACGUGAGCGCGUUCGGUAGCCAGUCAACAAACAACAUCAAGCAGUUCGGCACGGGACUGCACUUCAACGGCCAUAGCGCCUCGGUCACGAAAACCAACCAACCGGGAGUUGCAUCGCAAACUCGCUUCGAUGGAAGCGCGAACCUGUUCAAAUCCAGCACGAACCAGUUUGGCGCAAACGCGUUCAAAAGCCAAACCAAGUGGGCUGAUGGGCCAUCGGUCGGAAGUCACGGGGCUGGACUGAACUGGAACCACGCGAGGGGACAUGGCGCUUCGGUUGCAUUCGAGAGAACGCCAGCGUUGAAGCAGACAAACCUAUCUGCUACCGGAAGAGCCAAUAUCUGGCAGUCGAGAGACCGGCAAACUUCGCUGGAUGCGUUCGGAUCGGCCAGUAGGACCUGGGUGGGUCCAAUGAGGGGCAAGACCAACUAUAACGCUGGGUUCGGAUUGAGUCACCGAUUUUAGAAAUAGUCUUGAGGGGAUUGCAAUUAGAUUGAUUUAGUUUUCUCAAAUGAUUGAUAUUCUGAAAUAAACGCAACUAAUAAACACCUAA
Aedes albopictus (Asian tiger mosquito) is the source of this 930-nucleotide messenger RNA. Its product is annotated as attacin-A. The record is from RefSeq and is a predicted model, not a curated record. Gene Ontology annotation, biological process: defense response to bacterium. NCBI's taxonomy places the organism in Eukaryota, Metazoa, Arthropoda, Insecta, Diptera, Culicidae. The transcript is spliced from 2 exons. Gene Ontology annotation, cellular component: extracellular region. The coding region runs from base 39 to 842 and encodes 267 amino acids.